This is a messenger RNA of Adineta ricciae, 1170 nucleotides long. The record is from the annotation of a GenBank genome assembly. NCBI's taxonomy places the organism in Eukaryota, Metazoa, Rotifera, Eurotatoria, Adinetida, Adinetidae.
AUGACUUCAUCGUCGACAGAUGUCGAAUUGUUAUUACGACAAUGUGAAGAUUACAUGAAUGAUAAUGAUAUUAUGAAUUUAGUCAAACAAUGUUUACAUAGUUUGUGUAUUCAUCAACCAGAGAAUCCUGUUCAUUUUUUAAAACAAUAUUUUUCUGGCGAACAGUAUGAUCAGGAUCCAUCGACGAUCGAUGGCAACCAAAUUCAAUAUCCGUUACUAGUGAAAAAACGUCGUGGAGCUGUUUCAUCGAAAUCUUCAUCGGGUAUACAUGGUGCGAUUUCAUUUGUUCGAGAAGUUGUGCAAAAAGAUUACGCUACGAUGUGUGCUCUAUCGGAAGCAAUUAAAAAGAAUAUCCUAUUCAGUCAUCUAGAUGAAAAUGAACGUGCACAAAUAUUCGACGCCAUGUUUCCAGAAAUUCAUCUCGCUGGUGACACGAUCAUUCAACAGGGUGAAAAAGGUGAAAAUUUCUACAUUAUUGAUAAAGGUGAAGUCAAUGUUUAUAUCAAUGACGAAUUAGUGACGAGUAUUGGAGAAUGUUCAAGUUUUGGUGAACUCGCUCUUAUCUAUGGUACACCGCGCGCCGCAACAGUGAAAGCCAAAACAGAUGUUAAACUUUGGUCUCUACUGGGAGAAACUUAUCGAAGGAUAUUGAUGGAUUCCACUAUCAAAAAACGGAAGAUGUACGAAGAAUUUCUCAGUAAAGUUUCAAUAUUGGAAACAUUGGACGAAUGGGAACGUUUAACUGUAGCUGACUCACUCGAACCCAUUCAGUUUGAAGAUGGCGACAUCGUGGUCAAACAGGGUGAUCCUGGUGAUGACUUUUUUAUCAUCGUUGAAGGAAAUGGUAUUGUCUAUCAAAAAACAUCAGAAUCACCUCAAGCUGUUGAGGUUGACACACUUGGUCCUGGGAAUUAUUUUGGUGAAAUAGCAUUGCUUUGCAAUCGUCCGCGUGUUGCUACAGUAGUUGCUAAGGGUACUCUAAAAUGUGUGAAAAUGGAUCGCGCGCGAUUCGAACGCGUUCUCGGUCCAAUCCAAGAUAUUUUGAAACGAAAUAUUCCACGUUAUAAUUCAGUUAUACGUCUUGAUCAGUUACGAGCAGCAGCAGCAGCAACUACCGCUACUCCAGCAAUCUCAGAUAAUAAUCCCAAUAAUGACGAAUCUUCUCAAUAA